CGCCCUGGUGGGUCUCCUGCUGCUUCUGUUGGUGGGGGCCUGCCCAGUGGCCUGGAGAAUGAGGGCCAGACGCAGAAAAGCUGCCCAGAGAGCACAGCUGUCCCGGAACCACAGUCUGCCCCAGCUCGACGAGCCCGGGGAGCCCUGCUAUGCGAACCUGGAGCUGCAGACGUGGCCUUCGGGGACAGCGCCCGAGCAGCAGAGGGACGUGGAGGUGGAGUACAGCACCGUGGCAGCGCCCAUGGACGAGGUGGACUACACCUCGGUGACGUUUGCGCUCCCGAGUCAGGGUCCUGAGGCCCCCAGUACUGCCCUCGAGAGGCCCCGAGAGGAACCAGAGUACAGCGUGGUGAAGAAGCCAUCGCCCCCGUCUCAGGCCUGCCCAUCUGAGGGGCCCCUGGGGUCAUGAGAAGCCCAGGGGUGGCCCUCCGCCUGCUCGCCCGAUGGUCACUAAGGCAGCUGGGCUCCGUGGACUGUCUCUCAUGCCAUCUGCCUGGCUGACUUCUCAGGGGAGACCAACGGGACUGAGGGUCCUGGUUUCUAAUCUUCCUGCUUUCCCUGUGGAGCAUGUCAGCUGUGUGCACGGAGCACAGGAGUCCCGUCGUCCUGGGCGACGCACACAAGUCGGCACCUGCACCUCCCUUGGCAUCAUCACCAGCUGAGCCUGGGAGUCAGCGCUGACGCGUGGCGCCCCCGUGCGUGUCAGACAAGAACUGUGCCCCCCAGGGUUUUUCAGUCGCUGACUUUGUCAGCAGUAGAUCACCACGCCUCUCUUCCAAGGCACCCUGGGUGGAGUCGAACCACCAACCUUUCAAUUGGCAGGGAGCUCUUCACCUGUUCUUACCACCCAGGGCUCCUCUCUAACUCACAGCCUCGUAGCCACGCCCGAGACUGCCCAGGGGAGAGGAGACCUAGAUGGGGAGUCAAGGGAAUGCAGGAGAGGGGAUUCCUUCACCCACACACGGAGGGGAGGGCCUGGGGCCACCCAGAUGAUCCUCUGCAGACGGGGAACCCCAGGCCCAGGGAGCAGGGGGCCCGGCACAGGGCCCCAGAGUCAGUUCCUCUGGACCCGUCAAUGAGUUUGCUUUUAACAGAAGAGGGAGGAUAAAUUGGAAAUCUCUUGUAUGGAGAGACCAGGAGAGGCUAUUUAAAUAAAGCCGUCCGCGUUGCCUAUGGAA
This is a messenger RNA of Echinops telfairi (small Madagascar hedgehog), 1178 nucleotides long. Its product is annotated as CMRF35-like molecule 8. The coding region runs from base 59 to 409 and encodes 116 amino acids. Lineage: Eukaryota; Metazoa; Chordata; Mammalia; Afrosoricida; Tenrecidae. The record is from RefSeq and is a predicted model, not a curated record. The transcript is spliced from 4 exons.